Messenger RNA from Drosophila willistoni, 757 nucleotides. RefSeq lists its product as uncharacterized. The transcript has 2 exons. NCBI's taxonomy places the organism in Eukaryota, Metazoa, Arthropoda, Insecta, Diptera, Drosophilidae. The record is from RefSeq and is a predicted model, not a curated record. The coding region runs from base 16 to 591 and encodes 191 amino acids.
GUGUAUCUUUUAACUAUGUGGUGUUUGAUUUUUAUAUUGGCUGCGCUUCAUUCAGCGUCAACGGCUCCUUUUAAUACCAUAACGCUAGAGAUGGACAUUAUAAAGGAGAUGGCCGAGGCAAUUGCGGAUAUCCUUUACAAGCAGAUCGAUCUGUUUGAACGAGUCAUAGAAGAUGCAGAACUCUUGCUACCCGCCGAUACUACAUCACAAUUUCUUAACGAAAUCGAAAUAUUUCUGGACACAGCUCAUCAUAUUCUCAAGGCAAUUGAGAAUUCCGAAGAAUUGGAUAGCAUUGAAGAUACAAUAGAGGAACUAUUCGAUUUCCUAGACUUGGAUGACUCAAAUGAAGCGGAUAAACUAAUUGAUCGUCUACUAGAGCAAUACGGCCUUAUUGAAUUUGAACAAUAUCAGGAGGAAAGACUAUCAAGAGCCUUUCACCGCAUCGAGCAACAUGUUGAGAUCUAUCUCGAUCGUUUAACUGAUGAGAAAUUGAAACGACAUUCCGAUGUUUUGGAAUGGUUUUUGAAUUUCCAAAAUGAGAAAGAUAUCGAAAAGAAAUUAUCAAUAGCAAUGGAUGUAGACUUUAAUUGACAUAAUAUAGAUUUUAAUUAAAAGUGUAUUUAACGAAACAGUAUAAAUUCAAAAUUCAAUGGAAUCAGAUGUUAAUCAUAAAGUUUCAUUUUUUGUUUUCCGUGUUGAUUAUUCCAGAAGGUUAUCAAAUCGAAUGCAAAUAAAAGUGUUAUACUAAUUAGGCGCA